AGCGUUGUACUACGUACCAAGUUCUUCCUAUCCAUAAAUUUUCACCUCGAAUACGUCAAAAUUUAUUUGCCUAAAAAAUCUAAAUGAGAGCGUCACAGGCUUUGUACACACAAGUAAUAGAUAAGAAUAUAGAACAUGCGCCGCUCAUUCGGGGGUGGCAGUAGAGGCAUGGGUGGAGGCAUCGGAGGCAGUGGCGGUGGAGGAGGCGGUAUCCUAAGAACCGUUCAAAGGGCUGUCAGGGCUGGCGUCGCCGGUUCACAAUCGGAGCCAUUUUCACACGCCACUAAUACUAAUACUAAUACUAAUACUAGCACAGGUGCAAAUACUCCUAGAAAUACAAGACAAUCUUACAAGAAAAAACAGUCUGGUUUUACUCUUUCUUCUGGGAAUGAUAGUGAUGUUUCUUCUACCUUUUCAUCUCUUGUUAAUCUUCCGGUAUCUGCUACACCUAAUGCUGAAACUGCUGCUUGGGGUUCUUGUUCUUCUUCUACCUGGAACGAUGAAUCUGAGUGGGAGUGUGUAGAUUCAAGUGAAGAUGAAAAAGGGCAUGUCUUUAUUGAUGAUUUUGUCUUUGGAACUGUUCCAUCUAGAGAUGAAGUGCAACAUGCAGUAUCUGCUCUUAAACAGGUUUUUAGCCCGGCAUCUUUUUCGAAUUUUGGAAAGGAAAAACUUGAUCAAGGUAUAGAAAAGGAUGAGAAUAACAGUCCAAUAGGAUAUAAGCAGAAACUAUCUUCAGCCGACUCUCAGUUGGAUUGGGUUGAGCCCUCAUUGCAUCUCUUCGAUUCAAGAAGGUUGCAGCCUCAUGGAGCUGAUCGAGUUUAUGAUGCCUUCCAUUUAUUGCAAACCGAACCUUCUGUUCAGAAAAUGGUCAUUUCGUUAUCAUCUGACAAGGCUGUUUGGGAUGCUGUAUUGAACAAUGAGGUCGUUCAGGAGUUCAGAGGGUCGCUCUUUCGAGAACCAGCUUAUAAGAAUCCGAUAGAAACUUCACUUGAGGGUUCUGAUGAUUCCAAUCCAGCCAAGGACGUACUGAAUUUUAUUUUCAUGAACACUAAAGCAAAAAUCAUGCAACUGAUUGACAAGAUCACCGAGCUUGUGAACAAGUUUUUUGGGCCUCGAGAGAGGGAGAAUUCGAAUGGGUUGACCGAUCCUUUGGAAGAAAUGCUGAAAAAUUCUAUUUUCCUUUCGAUCAUGGUCCUGUUGGUAGUGGUUAUGGCUCGAACCCAGAGCGCAUGAUCAAAAUUUGCCGACAUGUAGUGUGAAGUUCAUAGACUUUCCUAGAAAGUAAGUUUCCUAGAAAGGAGGUUUUUACUUGAAUAAAAUGUUAUUUGGGACCAAAUAUGCUAGUGAACAUAAGUUUGUUUUGUGAAAAUAAACAAGUCUUCACCUUGAAGGAAAGAAGAUUUAAUAUAUUUUUGAAA
Olea europaea var. sylvestris is the source of this 1418-nucleotide messenger RNA. RefSeq lists its product as uncharacterized. The record is from RefSeq and is a predicted model, not a curated record. The transcript has 4 exons. Bases 136 to 1233 code for a protein of 365 amino acids. NCBI's taxonomy places the organism in Eukaryota, Viridiplantae, Streptophyta, Magnoliopsida, Lamiales, Oleaceae.